AUGAGCAGAAAUCCUAUUGGUCUAAUUGUACUUCAUUUGUCCUCCCAUCAGCAGUUUCAAUAUGAGCUUAUCAAAACUGUUUUCUCGAACACCAUUUCAGAUAUACGAGAAAUUGACUGCGAAACGGCGGAAGGCAAAAUACAUGUGGCAACAUACCUGAGUGUGGUCAUGGCACCGACAUUCUUAUUUAUGAAAUGUAUCGGUAUCAAUCACGUCACUACAGAAAAGCCACUUAAAACUGUGCUUGUUUUGUACAGUCUCUGCGUUACGGCAGUCCAGGCUAGUUUACCUGUCGCAACUGCCCGGACUGAUGAAUAUCAGUUCCGAAAAUAA
Gongylonema pulchrum is the source of this 333-nucleotide messenger RNA. The record is from the annotation of a GenBank genome assembly. Lineage: Eukaryota; Metazoa; Nematoda; Chromadorea; Rhabditida; Gongylonematidae.